CAAAGUCGUAAGGUCUAUAUGAUUCGUUCAGCUGCUACUAAGUUCUUCGCUUGGUGAUUAAAGCCUCUUAGCUGAAGAAAGCCAUGUCAAAUAAUGUUCUCGGACAUGAUUACUUGGGAUUUGACUUACAUACAGUUUCUAGGAUUUUUUUCCUGCUUUGCCUUUUUAUUCUUUUACUAACAGACAGUUGUACUGGGCCAAUCAUGCUAGGACCUGCUUGGUGAGAAACUUGUUGUAAAUGAUCAUUUGUUUGAAAUCAAAUACUAAAACUCAAAAUAAUUUUUAAGUGAGUUUAACUUGUGGAAAAACACCUUACUUUUUGUUGAUUUUGGUUAAUUUUAUUAGUUCCUAAGCAGAUGAUGACUGUAGAUUAUUAUGGAAGUGAAAAUGAAGUCGUGCUCUAAUUAGGCUGAAACAAAUUGUAGUGUGAUAGAAAUAGUCCUUCUGUGUAGGUAUAAAGGACCGAUAAUACAGUAAUGUACAGGGGAAUGGGAUGUUUGCUGAAGAUAAGGCUUUGACAGAAGUGGUCAGCCUGCAUUGCUGACACAGAGCAAUCUUUUUAGGCUUCGUGAAAAUUGAAGGAGACCAAAUUGAUAGAUACUACAGCUUUUACCUGAGUAGAACGAACAAUUGAAUUUGGGGAAAAAUGUAUCAAAUGUCUAAUCUGAAUUAAAACUAUUACAGUGUUAACUUGUACAUUUGAUAUUAAAUGCAAGCUUUAUACUGUUGAGAGUGAGCUUGUGUAGCAAGAGCAUAACAGCUACUGGAGAUGUAACACACAAGCAUUACUUUAACUUGAAGGUAGUGCUUUAGUUGUUGGAAAGGCUUUUUAAUAGCGGUUGAUAUAAUGGUUAUGUUUCUUGUGAUGUAUUUUGGAGGGGUUAUAACAUUGGUCUCCUAAGAACUGAUUAAGAAACAAGUCUGUUUCAUAUUCUUUUACUGAGAAAGUUCUUUUCAGUAGACUUAAACGGUGGUUUGUUACUUUCAAGAGUAGCAGGUGGGGGAAUAAUAUAUAUAAUUUAGAGGAAAGUUGUCAAUAUAUCAAUAUAAAACUAGUAUUCAAUGCUGCAAGUAACCUUUGGAGCUAUUUUAAUACAGAUUUAAGUAGUGUAUUCUACAUCUGAAGUAUAUAAACAGGAAGACUUCUGAGUGUUCUUACAGUUAAAAUUUGGCUAUUAGAUGAUAAGAUUAUUUCUGUAAUACUAAGAAUAGUUUUUAAACAGCUGUUUUUUCAAGUAUUUUGACAUGGUGCUUAGGGAUAUGGUUUAGUGGGUGAUGCUGGUGGUAGGGGGCUGGUUGGACCAGAUGAUCGUGGAGGUCUUUUCAGACCUUUAUGAUUCUAUGACUAUCGGUUCAAAAAGUUUUAACUAUGUGAGUGUAGAAUGUAAUAAUCAGAAUCUAAACACUGAUGUUUCAGAGAAGCGAGUUCCAUUUUGAAAUAUUCAGAAUUACUAGCCUUAAAGCUCCAACUGCUCUGAAUAUAAGGCUGCGUUUAACUGUGAUCGUCACAAACAAAUCUAUAGCCGUUAUGAAAAACUGCAUGGCUGUUUGUGUGUCCAGGAUGCUGAUCUAGGAAAGCUGUUCCUAGAUUUUACAGCAAGAUGACACCUUCACUUCUGUGUUUCUUUUGAAGCUCUUCUCCUUGCUCUUGUCCUCUCACAACCUUGAAAUAUGAGGAGUUGAAUUGAGAGUGCUGCCUUUCUGCUUGAGUCCCGUUACAACCCAGGGAUCACAAACACAGCAACUACAGAAGCAUUAUGGCAUUACCUCACCUAUCAGUUUAGCUGCCCCCAAGGAGUUUGACUGCAUGCUUACCCAGAAAUUAAUCGAAACCCUAAAACCCUAUGGUGUAUUUGAAGAGGAAGAAGAACUGCAACGCAGGAUUCUAAUUUUGGGAAAAUUAAAUAACCUGGUAAAGGAGUGGAUACGGGAAAUCAGUGAAAGCAAGAAUCUUCCACAGUCUGUAAUAGAAAAUGUUGGAGGAAAAAUUUUUACAUUUGGAUCCUAUAGAUUAGGGGUUCAUACAAAAGGUGCUGAUAUUGAUGCCCUGUGUGUUGCACCAAGACAUGUUGAAAGAAGUGAUUUUUUCACAUCAUUUUAUGAAAAACUGAAACAACAAGAAGAAGUAAAAGAUUUGAGGGCUGUUGAAGAAGCUUUUGUCCCAGUUAUUAAACUUUGUUUUGAUGGAAUAGAGAUUGAUAUUUUGUUCGCAAGAUUAGCGCUGCAAACUAUUCCUGAGGACUUAGACCUCCGAGAUGAUAGCCUACUUAAAAAUUUAGACAUUAGAUGCAUACGAAGUCUUAAUGGUUGCCGGGUAACCGAUGAAAUUCUGCAUCUAGUACCAAACAUUGACAACUUCAGGUUAACACUGAGAGCUAUCAAACUGUGGGCAAAACGCCACAACAUCUAUUCCAAUAUACUAGGUUUCCUUGGCGGUGUUUCCUGGGCUAUGCUAGUAGCAAGAACUUGCCAGCUUUAUCCAAAUGCAAUAGCAUCAACUCUUGUACAUAAAUUUUUCUUGGUAUUUUCUAAAUGGGAAUGGCCAAAUCCAGUGCUAUUGAAACAGCCAGAAGAAUGCAAUCUUAAUUUGCCUGUAUGGGACCCAAGGGUAAACCCCAGUGAUAGGUACCAUCUUAUGCCUAUAAUUACACCAGCAUACCCACAGCAGAACUCUACCUACAAUGUGUCCGUUUCCACACGGAUGGUCAUGGUUGAGGAAUUUAAACAAGGUCUUGCUAUCACAGAUGAAAUUUUGCUGAGUAAGGCAGAGUGGUCCAAACUUUUUGAAGCUCCAAACUUCUUUCAAAAGUACAAGCAUUAUAUUGUACUUCUAGCAAGCGCACCGACAGAAAAACAGCGACUAGAAUGGGUGGGAUUGGUGGAAUCAAAAAUCCGUAUUCUAGUUGGAAACCUGGAGAAGAAUGAAUUCAUUACACUGGCUCAUGUGAAUCCACAGUCAUUCCCAGCACCCAAGGAGAAUCCUGACAAGGAAGAAUACCGUACAAUGUGGGUGAUUGGGUUGGUGUUCAAGAAAACCGAAAAUUCUGAAAAUUUAAGCGUUGAUCUUACUUACGACAUUCAGUCUUUUACAGACACAGUUUAUAGGCAAGCAAUAAACAGCAAGAUGUUUGAGAUGGAUAUGAAGAUUGCUGCAAGGCAUGUGAAACGUAAGCAACUUCAUCAACUGCUACCUAAUCACGUGCUUCAGAAAAAGAAAAAGCAUUCAACAGAAGGGGUCAGAUUGACAGCUCUGAAUGACAGCAGCCUAGACUUGUCUAUGGAUAGUGAUAACAGCACGUCUGUGCCUUCACCUACUAGUGCUAUGAAGACGAGUCCAUUGAACAGUUCUGGAAGUUCUCAGGGCAGAAGCAGUCCUGCGCCAGCUGUAACAGCAGCAUCUGUGACCAACAUACAGGCUUCUGAAGUCACUGUGCCACAAACAAAUUCCAGUGAAAGCUCAGGGGGUACUUCAAGUGAAAGCAUUCCUCAAACUGCCACACAGCCAGCCAUUUCUCCACCACCAAAGCCUACCAUCUCCAGAGUUGUUUCCUCAGCACAUCCAAUAAAUCCAUCACCCAGAACUUCAGGAAAUGUUGCAACAAAAACACCUAGCCCUGUCACAGCAGUGAAAAGGACAUCUUCUCCUCAUAAAGAAGAGUCUCCCAAGAAAAUAAAAAUUGAAGAGCAGGAUGAAAUAAGUGAAGAUUCUAGCUGUAUAGAUCUGAAUGAGCAUGAAAAAAUGGAAACUAAGGAGCAACUCGAGACAGAAGUGAAUGUUAAUUCCCAAACAGAAACUCUUCAGACAACUUUACAAGCUCCUCAGAAAACACCCAGUACAGACCUUUCAGAUAUCCCUGCUCUCCCUGCAAAUCCUAUUCCUGUUAUCAAGAAUUCAAUAAAAUUGAGAUUGAACCGGUAAAAACAACCUCAGGGGUCCAUAAACAAUAUCUGCCAACUCAACCUGUUGUCUUCUAAUGCUAGAAAAAAAGGAGAACAGAGGGUGCAAGACUAGAACAUGAUCGGAAAUGGAUUUAGGUAUAUUUUGUGCACUUCCCUUUCUGGGCUAAAAUCACCACUUGAUUGGAAGUCCAGGUUAGUAUGUGAAGCCAGGAGUACUAUUAAUGUGUUAGCAACAGUUGCAUUAAAUAUUUCAAAGGAUUACUGCCUUUAAAAACAUGAACACUAUUUGUAGCCAUAUUUGACAUUCUGAUUGAAUUUGUUUGAUGCAUUGUUUCAAAAUUGAGAUAAAACUGGCAUAAGAAUCCCUCGAAUGCACUUUUAUGUACUUUUUUUAUUGGAGUAUGACUAAUUUUAGAUCUUCAGCUGAUACACUUUCGUUUUAUUGAAGAAUCUCUUCAGUAGUAGUAAUCAGCAAAUUGGGUGACAUUCUAUGACAUACUUUACAUUAAAACAAAGUGUAUAGUAUAACUAGUUCAACUGCCAUCAAGCAGCAGUAAGCCUUUAAAGAGGAAUGUCCAAUCUUGAGGUAAUAAGACAUAUGUCAAGGAAGUAAUUGGGAAGUUUUCAGUAUUGGUGGGACAUGGUUAAGAUGUGGUCUACUUUUAUUUAUAGGAUUGUUUUAAGGUGCAUACAGAUCAUCAGUCAAACAGCAAAUAAAAUUUCCUUUGAGCUAAUCAAACUCCUUAUUUCCUUUUUGAACCCUUUAUUGUAUUUCUUGGGAAAAGCUUUUGCAUUUAGUGUUGGGGUUUUUAUUGCAGCUUGUAUGCACCAUAAAGGACAGUAGCUAUACAAAACAAAAACAAGCCAGACCCUAAUAUUGUUUUUCCCCCCCCUUACAUAAUCACAAUACCUUGUGGCCUGUAGGCACAAAUUCAGAAGUUUGUCCCAUCACUAAAGCGUUUAAGUAAAUGUGUGCCUGUGAAAUACAACACCUGUCUUGAUGGCCUUCGAAUCACUAAAUAUAAGAUGAUUUUUGUACACUCCAUAAAAGUUCUGUAUGCGUUAAAAAGGUUCAAAUUUUAAAUAAAAGCAAAAAGUUUUUUCCCAGAGGAUUUUAACCUUUUUAUUUUUAGAUGGCUCAUCGAAAAUAGUUUUACAUAUUGAACAACAUUGAAUUUUUAAAAAUCAUAUUUCUAGUAAGCACUUGACAUCUAGUAAGCUCUCUUACUCCUAUUUUUUGUUCUGUAGUCCUAUCAAAAAGAUAAGUAACUACUUUUUCUUUUGAACGAACUGAAUCUCUCAUGGCAAAGAACAACAGUAUUUGAGGAACAUGAGGGAUAUCAGCAGUAAUACCAGAUGUAGAUAACAAACUUCAUGUUACUAUUACUUAGUCUGAAAUACGUGGGAUGUCAAAUCAUAUUUCCCAUACUUUGAUUAGCAUGUUUUAUGAACUCCCUUCUCAUUGUGCUCAUCCUAUUUACACGUGCAUCUUUCAUGUUAAAAUUAAAUUACUUACACUCUUCCCCUUAUCCUUCUAAAUUAAUUCUCCAAAGUCAGAGUGUAGCUUAUCUUUUACUUAGGCUGUGCAGUAACUGAAGGGUUUUUUUUGCCAUUUGUCUAAGAUGUCUAGUAUACAAUACUUCUCUUUUCCUUGCCCUGUGCAGCCUGCUGUUGUCCACCCCAAAAAGAAGGUUAUAUUAACAGUUGAAGUGUACAAGGUGUCUGUGUAUUUUGUGUAGCUAUGGAGUUUAGAUCGAAAUUGCCAGGCACAAAUUUAGUCUUGUCAUUUUGUUUACACAUCAGAAAGUCUUUUUCAUUUUAUUAAACGUUUCAUGUAACUGCACCCAAGUUUUGCCAAGCUGGAAACUUGGAACCUUUCUGUAUAGUGACUUUUUAAUUCUAGUUUUCAUAACCUGGAGAUCAGACUGUUGCUUUCGCAUGAUGUACGUAGUGUCUCAUGACUGGAGUUUGCUUUGUUUUAUAGUAUCUGUACUCCUUGUAUUUUUCAAGAGCUAUUUUGUAAACAGAUGAUGUAUUUCUCCAUUGAAAACACAAUAAAAAACAGCACAAUCCCA
Molecule: messenger RNA, 5975 nt
Organism: Cygnus atratus (black swan)
Lineage: Eukaryota; Metazoa; Chordata; Aves; Anseriformes; Anatidae
Gene: PAPOLA
Product: poly(A) polymerase alpha
Exons: 22
Coding region: 1808-3919 (703 amino acids)
Cellular component (GO): nucleus
Molecular function (GO): poly(A) RNA polymerase activity; RNA binding
Source: RefSeq, a predicted model, not a curated record